AUGGCUAGCGACUCGCCGCCUCUGCUCCACCAGCAGCAGCAGCAGCCACUGCCGCAAUCGUCGUCCAAACCGUCGCGCGCUCGACACCAGCUCACCCGCUCCAUCACCGAGUUCGCGCCACCCGUCAAGCUGCUACAUCACCAUCACCACCAAGGGCAUCACCACAGCAGACACCAUAGCCGCCAGAAAUCGACGCAAGUCGCGAGCGACGAUCGUGCGCCCCAGUCUGCCGGCCCCUUGCUGUCGAACCGGGGGCGACCGUCGCUCGACGUCUCGAGGGCCGAGACUGGCACGACACUGGGCAGGGGCGUGAGUCCCGAGCCCGGACGGAAGGACGGCAUGCUUGCUGCCCCAGAAGUAAGGCGGGACGUGGAGAAAGAAGUCAAAGAGCAGAACGAGAAGGCCGAGGCUCGUGUUACUGGCUUGAAGAAGUCUCUCGCCGACUUGAGCGGUUUCUCGAACACUACGACACGGCAGCUCGACGAGACGUACUAUGCCGUCUUGGAGAAGACAAGCGCUCUGCAGGUCACGGUCACGGCCAUGAGGGAGCUGGCGACACUCUCACGUGAGAUCAGGGGUGUAUUUGAGACGGAGUCACAGGAAAUGGUGCGCGAUGUGCAGGCUCAGGUGGACUCGCUCGGCCAGUUCGAGGAGCAGAAAAAGCGCAUCGUAGAUCUCCAAGGGCGAAUCGAGGCUGGGAGAAACAAGAUCCAGGCUCUCAGCGGCCGCGUCGACGUGGUCAAGGAGAGGAUCGAGGGGUGGGAAAAAGCCGACCGUGAGUGGCAGGAGAAAACACGGAAAAGGCUGAAAAGCCUGUGGAUUGUCAUGUCCAUCGUUUUCGCUCUGUUGGUAUUGCUCUUGGUUGGAGCAAAAUACGCUGCACCUGACACUAUGGCGGUCGGCAAGCACUCACUGUCAGGGGAUGACGCCAACAGAAGCCAUUAUGCUGGUGCUGAGGGGUCUGAUGAGGAGCCUGGCCUGGGAUUGUGGGAAAAGAGGACGGAGGUACAAGAGGAUCGCCUUCACUUCUUGGACGAGCUGUAG
Molecule: messenger RNA, 1044 nt
Organism: Verticillium alfalfae VaMs.102
Lineage: Eukaryota; Fungi; Ascomycota; Sordariomycetes; Glomerellales; Plectosphaerellaceae
Exons: 2
Coding region: 1-1044 (347 amino acids)
Source: RefSeq, a predicted model, not a curated record